This is a messenger RNA of Drosophila gunungcola (fruit fly), 4101 nucleotides long. RefSeq lists its product as uncharacterized. The coding region runs from base 1291 to 3612 and encodes 773 amino acids. NCBI's taxonomy places the organism in Eukaryota, Metazoa, Arthropoda, Insecta, Diptera, Drosophilidae. The record is from RefSeq and is a predicted model, not a curated record. The transcript has 10 exons.
UUCAGUUGGUCUUACACGCUCGCCGGUCUUCCACGUUUAUCGCGCCUCUCUGGCUGUUUUUUAUUGGCAACUGUAAAAAGUGAAAGACGCCGCGGAUUCUGGCAACCAAAUCCACCAAAUUUCUUCUUGUGAAAACCGAGAGCGAAAGUGACUAGCGGACAAAUAACAAAAUAUCUUGCUAAUUAGACGUCACGCCAUGGGCGAAACAACAAAUUGCGCCCAAGAAUUAUGAGUCAAUGGUGAUGGCGAGUGUUGGUUUAAGUGACUGUGCGUGUUAAUUGCCUUUAGAACAUCUUGACAAGAAAACCCGUUCAUUGGAUACCAAAUGGCCGUGAAAAGCGCCGACUAAGGAAGAGUCGCGCAAAAACUACGAGGAAAAUUAACGUCAAACAAGCAGUAAAACUGCACUCGAAACGAUUUAAAGUUAACUGGAAAAUGUAUAAACAAACAUAGGAGAGCGAGUGCAGACGGAACAACUUUCAGCCGCGGUAGAAAACUACAGUUAAGGUUUUGCGCGGCAGAAGAAUCUGGCCAGAGCGACGUGUGAAUGCAGGAGAAGAUACAAGAUACCCAAUAGCAACUACAAGAUACAACCGAUAUUGCAGUGCAAAAAGUCGGCGACAACCGAACGAAACGCAGGAGAGAAAAACGCGAGAGAGCGACCGGUCUGCUUUAAGCCUGGCCAUGAUCUUGGCCAGCCGUUUGGGCCACAACACGCUCAGUUGUUAACCAGACGCGCACGCAUGCGCACGCGAAACGCGCUAACAGGUGAUUUGCAUACGCUCAGAUACGAGUUACUGGCUUCCAGAUACGAAAUCCGUUAGACCGUAGGUGUGUCGCGAUGAAGUAAUUGCAGGUAGCUAGAUAACCGACUAAAGCAAAUAGAAAACGCGCUAAAUGCGGCAGCGAAAUUCCAAACAAACGAGUCCAAAACAAACACCACGAAGAAAGUACAUUAAGACGAAUAAACAGAAUUGAGUUGCUACAAAAAAGUCGACCGACAAUCAAUGGAAUUGUGUUUGCGUGCUAAGCCAAGUGCCUCAUAAAUUGAUUUGUCAAUUGGCUAACGAUUUCGCCAAUAAAGCCGUUCAUUGCGUCCGCCGAAAAGCCGGAGUUCCCUACCACGUCGUAGCCCCAGCGAAAUCAGCUAAGCAAACAGUUGGGCUACAGUUAAAUUGCAGGGCCAGGGUGCAAUUGCCAUUGCCAUUGCAAUUGCAGGUUGAAGGUGUGAAUCGCCCGUCAGCAGUGCUAACUGGCUGAGUGAAACCAAAGCCGAAAACGAAACAGAAAAUGCCCAGCACACACAGUGAUUUGCCCCAUAAUUGGGGCUCGGGUGAGAGUCGGCGUCAGUGGACAUCCUCAAGUAGAAAUCGCAAUCGCACCUGCAAUCGCACUCACCCAGUGAGCAUGGUCAGAUCAAAGCGUGGCCACUUGAUUUUCCUCCUUUUGAUCUGCCUAAUGAACUCGUCCGCCGAAGCGGAUGGGACGGCUCGGAAUGGUCGUCUUGGACGCCACCUCUCCACCACUCCGUUAAGCGUCCUGGAAACUGAGGCUGUCGAGGAGCAGGAGGCGGUAACGGAGUCGCCAACGGAAUCGCCAGCGGAGUUGGUUACGACCGAAGAACCACCGCAGCCGGAAGAUUGGCAGCCAGUGGUGAAUGCCACCGAGAUGCCGGUCCGGAUGCAGUUGGACAGGACGGCCCCAGGCGAUUCCCUGCUCCUCCGACUGGCCAGGCGUUUCACCAGUGGCAACGAGCUGUGGGAUGGCCUUGUUCGCGAUUGCUAUCUGAAGCCAGACGUCUCGUGCUUCCAGAAGAACGUCUUUAGCUACUUGGAUGGCGCUCUGGAUGUGCAGGAUGUCAAUGUGACACAAAGGCUCAAGUUCUUCAAGAACCAAGUGGACUACGAAGUGGCUAAGGAGAAGGAGGAACACUCGACAGCACGUGCCGCCAGUGCGGCGGAAACCCCGAUCGAGGAAGUGACCAGCGCUCUAUAUGGCAAGAGCAUUAAAUUCGCCAUGACCCACGAUCUGGAGGUGGAUCUGCCCGAGGUUAUGUUCAAUGGCGCCACAUUUCGCAUCUCGCCGCGGGCCAUCGAAGGCAACGGAAUCAUCGCCAAGCUGGAGCUCAUUCCCAAACAGGUAGUCAAGGCCCGACUGGCUGGCGCGAUAAUCCAGAAGAAGAUACAAAAAUUUCUACGCAGCAAACUGGUGCUGUCAUUCCUGGCCUUGCUGCUGAUCAUCAAGAUCAUCAAGAUCAAGCUGUUCUGGCUGCUGCCAAUCGUCAUCGGAGUCGGGGCGGCCAAGAAGCUGCUGCUGAAGUUCCUGCUCUUCCUGUUCCCGGCGCUGUCGCAUCUCUUCAAGCUCUGCUCGCACUACCAGCAAUCCUACCACGCACCGGCCAAGUACCACCACCACCAUCAUCUCAUCGAUCAUCAUCACACGGUGGUUCCACCUUGGCACAGUGGGGAGCACCAUUCGGUUCCUGAAAUCAUCUACACGCACCCGCCGAAGGGUCAUCCGUCCGCCUAUCUCCAUGGAGCUCCGGUGCACGAGAGCUACGGCCCAGGAUUCGAGCACUUCGAGGGAGCCUGGGAGAACAGUGGCCCGGGAUUGGGAUCCGAAUACAUAGGCGAUAUAAAUCGCGUUGCACAAAUUGAGGAGAAUGCGCAUUACUUUAAGCCCAACCCGGCGAAUGAUGCCGGGGUUCUGCAUGCUUGGGGCCUGGGCACCACACAGGCACAACAGAAACAUCUGACACAGGCACAGGCACAGGCACUGGCACACCAGCAACAUCUGACACAUCAGCAACAUCAGGGCCAGCAGCAACGUUGGCCUGUCACCCAGCAGGCGAGGCCGCCAACUCAGCCCAAACAACAAUCGCAGCAGCAACAGCAACAGCUCAAGCUACAGCUGCAACAGCAAUUAAGUGCUCAGAAAGUACAUGGCUCUAGUCACAGUUUAAACCCAUUUCAAAGUCAGGACAAGCAAAGCUCAAGGCCAGCACACUCGCAGCACCAUCCGGUGUUCGUCCCAGGACACCAUCCGCCGCAAAAUGGACCCGGACUCACGGCAGCCGCCCAAAUUGCCGCCCAGUAUGAUCCAGCGCGCAAUAAUCAGCAGCAGCCGCAACACCAGAACCCUCAGCAGCAAAAUCAGGCUGCACCGGAGCCCCAACUUUCGCCCGAAUUAGCCGCCCAGCUGAAGGAGGCCAUCCGCAUUCAGGCCGAGCAGCGCCUCAUCCAGCAGCAGCAGAAAAUACUGGAGCACCAGCCAUUCGUGCAGGACGGACAGCCGCUGUAUCCGCUCAACUACGAUCCGUUCUACAGUCCUAUUCUGCUGAAAAUCGACAAAAUCGUCGAGCAGCUGGGCGUGAAGAGCGACCUGUGCAAGGAGCGUAUUGUGUGCAGCAUGUACAAGGAUCCAGCCACCUACAGUCCGCACAGCAAUUUCAUUUCCGCGGAGUUAAGUCGCGAUACCAGCGAACUGGAGCCCGUAACGCAUGCGAAUGAGGCAGUGCGUCGCUUUUACCGACUAAUUCAGGCUGCCCGAGAUGGCCAGGAUCAAAAGGACUGCCAGAGUCUGUAUCCACAGUGCAACAUGCCGGCCAAGUGAUCCGCAGGUCCCAAAUUCUUGGGAAAGGGAGAUGAUAUGCGAGUACGAGCAACUUUAAAGUCAACUUUUCCUUGUUAAACACCGAACUGUAAAUAGGAUAAUAGAUCUAGGCUAAGCAUAAUUUAUUUGUUAAACUCUUAUUUAUUUAUUUAUUGAUUGUAGUCUAAUGGUUCUCCUAUUUAAUGUCCAUUUAAGCUCUUCGGUCACUAAGCCCUGCAUUAAUAUUCAUUCUGAUUUUGUUGAAGCUAGCUUACAAAUUAUUCAUUAAAUUUGACUGCGGUCAGUACACUUUUUAAAUUUACCACACACACAAACGUGGAUGACACACAAGGAAUUCACAGAUAAUUCGCUUAAAAUAGGAUAUAAAUGAAAUCAGAAUAUUUAUUAUUUGCCGGAUAGACGGAUGAGGAUGAAAAUUCAAUUAGUCAAUACGCAAAAAUUGUUAUCAGAGAGCAUAUAAAACGAAAAAUAAAUUGAAAUUGUGUUAAA